AUGGGGAGGAUCAGCAUCUCGUGUUUGCUUCCUGCUUCUUGGCACUUCAGCAUCUCUCCAGUGGGAUGUCCACGUAUUCUCAACACCACUUUGCGGCAGAUCGUUGUGAUAGGAAUACUUGCUGCUGCCGUCUCUUUGCUUUACUACUCUCUGGUAGUCAUCCGCAAUAAGUAUGGGCGUGCAUACAGGGACAAAAGAUUCCACAGAUAUCUUGCCCGAGUAACUGAUACUGAAGCUACAGAUACAAACAACCCCAAUCUGAACUAUGGAAUCGUUGUGGACUGUGGCAGCAGCGGCUCUAGGAUUUUUGUGUAUUGUUGGCCAAGGCACAAUGGUAAUCCACAUGAUCUGUUGGACAUCAAACAGAUGAGAGACAAAAACAGAAAACCAGUGGUUAUGAAAAUUAAACCAGGCAUUUCGGAGUUUGCCAGCUCCCCUGAAAAGGUCAGCGAUUAUAUUUCUCCACUUCUGAGCUUUGCUGCCGAACAUGUGCCACGUGCAAAACACAAAGAGACUCCUCUUUAUAUUCUGUGUACUGCAGGAAUGAGGAUUCUGCCAGAAAGCCAGCAGAAGGCAAUACUUGAAGAUCUGCUCACUGAUAUCCCUGUGCAUUUUGAUUUUCUGUUUUCGGACUCGCAUGCAGAGGUUAUUUCAGGCAAACAGGAAGGAGUAUAUGCAUGGAUUGGCAUCAACUUUGUUCUUGGAAGAUUUGAGCAUACAGAUGAUGAGGAUGAAGCGAUUGUGGAGGUGCAUGUCCCAGGCAGUGAAAACAAAGAGGCCAUCUUUCGUAAAAGGACAGUGGGUAUUCUCGACAUGGGCGGAGUGUCGACUCAGAUAGCAUACGAAGUCCCUAAAACUGUAAGCUUUGCCUCUUCGCAGCAGGAGGAAGUAGCCAAAAACUUACUUGCAGAAUUCAACUUGGGCUGUGAUGCUCAUCAAACUGAGCACGUGUAUAGAGUCUACGUUGCAACGUUCCUUGGCUUUGGGGGAAAUGCAGCACGCCAGAGAUAUGAAGACAGUUUAUUUACCAGUACAGUGCUUAAAAACAGACUGCUGGGCAAACAGACUGGCAUGACUUCUGCUUCACCCUGCCUAGAUCCUUGCCUGCCCCUGGACGCUCAGGAUGAGAUCCAGCAGAACGGACAGAUAAUGUAUUUGCGGGGAACAGGAGAUUUUAAUCUGUGUCGUGAAAUUAUUCAACCGUUGAUGAAUAAGACUAAUGAAACGCAGACAUCUCUUAAUGGUGUCUAUCAGCCUGCUGUGCACUUUCAGAACAGUGAAUUCUAUGGCUUCUCAGAGUUCUACUACUGCACCGAGGACGUGUUACGCAUGGGAGGAGAUUACAAUGCUGCUAAAUUUACUAAAGCCGCAAAGGAUUAUUGUGCCACUAAGUGGUCUGUCCUACGGGAACGUUUUGACCGUGGUCUUUAUGCAUCACAUGCUGAUCUCCACAGAUUGAAGUACCAGUGUUUUAAGUCUGCCUGGAUGUACGAAGUAUUUCACAGUGGCUUCUCUUUUCCUGUGAGUUACAGCAAUUUGAAAACAGCUCUGCAGGUUUAUGAUAAAGAGGUGCAAUGGACCUUGGGAGCCAUUCUUUACCGAACACGGUUUUUACCUUUAAGAGACAUCCAGCAAGAAAACUUUCGUGGAAGUCACUCCCACUGGAGGAGCUUCUCCUUUGUUUACAAUCACUAUUUGUUUUUUGUCUGUUUUCUGAUCGUGCUGCUCUCCAUCCUGCUUUACCUGCUAAGGCUCAGACGGAUCCACAGGCGAAUGUUGCGUAACAGCUCUUCUACUUCCCUAUGGAUCGAGGAAGGCCUUCCACCACAGAAGAUCGCAGGACCCUUAUGAGAUGCUGUGAUGGAGAGCUUUUAUUGGACUUGCUACUCAAAAAGCCAUUUUUGCCUCAGGGUUCUUCCUUUUUGUCCCUUUUAAACCAUUGAAGAAGCAGAUUGCCUAGAGCGUGUAAUACAGCUAGGCUUUGGAAACAUGGGAAAAUGGGGUCAACGUGGCUUAGUUUCAUUAGACAAUAUCUGC
This is a messenger RNA of Nipponia nippon (crested ibis), 2037 nucleotides long. The record is from RefSeq and is a predicted model, not a curated record. Lineage: Eukaryota; Metazoa; Chordata; Aves; Pelecaniformes; Threskiornithidae.